CCCCACCGCGGCCUCUUCUCCCUCUCUCUCUCUCUCUUUCUCCCUCGGCCCGGCCGAGCGCACGGACACGGUCCAUGCGUGCGAUUUGACUCGCGCGCGCACGCCUCUCUCUCUCUCUCUCUCUCUCUCUCUCUCUCUCAGUCGCUCGCUCUCUUCUGCGUCAUUAGCUUCGCGCUGCGUCGGCGAGCACGAGAUCUGGUCGAGCUAUCACGGGCGCGGGCGCGUCCAUGGGUUGGCCGAGCAGGAGGCGGGGCCGGCGUCGCAGCAUCUCCGCCGCGCUCCUCGUCCUCCUCACCUUCUUCGCCGCUGCCAUCACCGGGACGUGCACGUCGGCGAGGGGGGGAGGCAAUGGGGUGGCACCGGAGGAGUACUCCUGGGACCCCGUGACAAUGGCGGCGCGUCGGGGGCUGGUGGGACCAGGGUCCUCGCCGCCGACGUGCCACAGCCGGUGCGGGGGCUGCCACCCGUGCCGGCCGGUGCACGUGGCCAUCCAGCCCGGCCGGAGCUUCCCGCUCGAGUACUACCCCGAGGCCUGGCGCUGCAAGUGCGGCAACAAGCUCUUUAUGCCCUGACCGAGCGGUAACUCUCCCGACGCACAUACUGAUGCUUCACUCAUUGAAGCUAGCUAGUUACCAAACUCUUCAAGGCAGCUGGGUUGGCGACUACUACUACUGAUUGCACGCAGGGGGCAGUACUACUACUACUGGCGUAGAGAGACACGGAGAACACGGCAAGAAAACAAUUUGAUGAGAAGAGACACGAUGAGGAGAUUUGCCCAAGAAACAAACCAUGGAUGGAACCUUCGAUUCUAUCAGCUAAUGAUUGAAAACCAUUGCUGAGUUCUUGGAGAUUUAUACAAGUGUAUUGUGUUGUAAGUAACUGGUCGUGUUUUGUGUGUACAAAGAGAGAGAUGUCGAUGUCGCCAUUUUUGUUCUUCUUUUUCCUGCCCUUUGCUAAUUCCUGCUGUUGGUUCUUGACUUCAUUUCAGCUGUACGGAGUGAUUUCCCUGCUAUUAUGAUCUGUGCUAGCUGUGAACUUCUUAAUCAUCUGGACAUAUGCAUCUUGUUGCUGUGGAUGGUGAGGAUGAGAAUUGAAAAUUGCUUCUUUCUUCAGGUUCUUGCAUGUCAAUGUUUCUUGUGGGCGAUGCAUCCGU
This is a messenger RNA of Phragmites australis (common reed), 1153 nucleotides long. RefSeq names its product EPIDERMAL PATTERNING FACTOR-like protein 4. NCBI's taxonomy places the organism in Eukaryota, Viridiplantae, Streptophyta, Magnoliopsida, Poales, Poaceae. Bases 228 to 572 code for a protein of 114 amino acids. Gene Ontology annotation, biological process: guard cell differentiation; stomatal complex development. The transcript is spliced from 2 exons. The record is from RefSeq and is a predicted model, not a curated record.